AUGGCGUUAGUACCGGUGAAAGCAGGUGGUUCGAUCACGUACCAGUAUCCGGUUUUGACGACAACAAACUAUUCUGUAUGGGCGAUCAAAGUGAAGGCGAUAAUGGAUGCUCACGGUUUAUGGGAGACCGUCAAAGAAAGGGCCUUAGGUGAAGAGCCAAAUCAGGAAAAAUCGAAACAAGCGUUGGCUUUCUUGUUUCAAGUUAUUCCCGAGGAGAUGGUAUUGCAGAUGGCUAGUUACACCGAUCCCAAGCAAGUGUGGGAUGGACUGAAGACACGGUACUUGGGUGUAGAUCGGGUGAGAGCGGCUCGCCUGGCAACAUUAAGAAGGCAGCUUGAGAGUUCGCGAAUGAAGGAAGGCGAAACGGUUGAUGAGUUCGUGGAGAAACUAAGCGGGUUAGCGUCAAAGGUAAGAGGCCUUGGCUAUGAACUCGAAGAAGUCGACUUGGUGAAACGGUUGCUUGAUUCAAUGCCCAAACCAUUUUUUCAAAUUGUUGCAUCUAUUGAACAAUGUUUCGACUUAGAGACCAUGUUAUUUGACGAAGCUGUUGGUAGGUUGAAAGCGUAUGAGGAGCGCUUAAAAGCCAACGAGAAAACGGAGGACAUUCAAGAUGGGUUGUUGUUGGCUAGACAUGAAAAACCGCACGGGUGCAAGCAUUGUGGCAAUGGAAGCUCGAGCCGAGAAGACUUUGGGCAUGGCCGGGGAAGAGGCCGUGGGUCCGGGAGAGGUCGAGAUGGUAAUGAGCGGUUCCGGGAUAAAAGUCACGUGAAAUGUUAUAAGUGCGGAGAAUAUGGUCAUUAUAACAACGAGUGUCCAAAGUUGAAAGGUGAAGAGGUGAACUUGACCCGAUAUGAGGAUGAUGAACCGGGUCUAAUGUGA
Helianthus annuus (common sunflower) is the source of this 879-nucleotide messenger RNA. RefSeq lists its product as uncharacterized. Bases 1 to 879 code for a protein of 292 amino acids. The record is from RefSeq and is a predicted model, not a curated record. Lineage: Eukaryota; Viridiplantae; Streptophyta; Magnoliopsida; Asterales; Asteraceae. Gene Ontology annotation, molecular function: nucleic acid binding; zinc ion binding. The transcript has a single exon.